Molecule: messenger RNA, 1814 nt
Organism: Cajanus cajan (pigeon pea)
Lineage: Eukaryota; Viridiplantae; Streptophyta; Magnoliopsida; Fabales; Fabaceae
Product: putative receptor-like protein kinase At1g80640
Biological process (GO): protein phosphorylation
Molecular function (GO): ATP binding; protein kinase activity
Source: RefSeq, a predicted model, not a curated record
ACUUUUGAACUCUCAUCUCUCACCUUUAGAUAACUGCCACGUGAUUUCAGGUUCCACAUUGCCCCUGUUAUGUUUGAACUCCCUCAUCAUCCUUCAUCAAUCAUCAAAUUAAAAAUGGAUUAAAAAGUGCUUUCUCGGUUUUCCUGAAAGAACAACCUUUAUGCUUUUGUCCAUUUCUGCACUGCUAAAAAUUGUUUCAAAAUUGAACAAGAAAAGAAAGAAGCUUCUCUUGACAACAAGUUAUUCCUCACUCAUUCUCCUUCAAUAAGGACACACCCAAUGAAUCUUCUUCUUCUGUUGUUGUUGCCUAUUUGGGUGCUAAGCAUUUCUCUUUCCUCACCAAUUCUUCAUGCUGCAAAUGCACAAGCUGAAUCUCCAGGAAUUCAGGAGGUUAACAUAGUGCACCACCAGAAUUUGAAUAAGAGAAUUCUAAUCGCACUAAUUGCUUGUUCUGCUCUUCUGGGUGGAGUCUUCCUAUUCUUAUUAUAUGUGUGUUUCCGUCGACAUCAAAACUUAAUAUGCUCCAGUAGUAAAAGCCAAGAAACCAUUGAGGAUGCAAAAGGGGAAGCAUUAAGCUCGGUUAAUGCAAAACUUAACUACUCUAGGAUGGCAGAUAAGAAGAGUUCAGUUGCUAUUUUUGACUAUCAGCUGUUAGAGGCUGCAACAAACAGCUUUAGCACAAGUAAUAUUAUGAGAGAGAGUGGUUCUAGAAUUGUUUACAGAGCUCGUUUUGAUGAACAUUUCCAAGCAGCUGUGAAGAAAGCAGAUAGUGAUGCUGAUAGAGAAUUUGAGAAUGAAGUGAGUUGGUUGAGCAAGAUACGGCAUCAGAAUAUCAUAAAACUUAUGGGCUAUUGUAUUCAUGGUGAAUCGAGGUUUCUUGUUUAUGAAUUGAUGGAGAAUGGAUCUCUGGAAACUCAAUUGCAUGGGCCUAAUCGGGGUUCAUCUUUAACUUGGCAUCUCAGGUUAAAAAUUGCUGUUGAUGUUGCCAGAGCAUUAGAAUAUCUCCACGAGCACUCCAAUCCUCCUGUGGUUCAUAGAGACCUAAAAUCUUCUAAUGUUCUUCUGGAUUCUAACUUUAAUGCCAAGUUAUCAGAUUUUGGAUUUGCUAUGGUUUCUGGAAUGCAACACAAGAACAUGAAGAUGUCAGGAACUUUAGGAUAUGUGGCCCCCGAGUACAUAUCACAUGGUAAAUUAACUGACAAGAGUGAUGUCUAUGCUUUUGGGGUUGUUCUUCUGGAACUUCUAACGGGGAAAAAACCCAUGGAGAACAUGUCCACGGAUCAAUAUGAAUCCCUUGUAUCAUGGGCCAUGCCCCAGCUAACUGACAGAUCAAAGCUUCCAAGUAUUCUGGAUCCUGUUAUCAGAAACACAAUGGAUUUGAAGCAUUUAUAUCAGGUUGCUGCAGUGGCUGUACUCUGCGUGCAAGCAGAACCAAGUUAUAGGCCAUUAAUAACAGAUGUGUUGCACUCUCUCAUCCCUUUGGUACCCGUUGAGCUUGGAGGGUCACUAAGAGUUACAGAACCAAUCAGCUCAGACAACUCUCAAUGAUGUUGGACAAUUGCGUUUUCAUUUUUCAACUAUGGUAUUUGUGCACUCUUUUAACAUUUAUUAUUAUUAUUAUAAUUAUAAUUAUUACAAAGAGGAAUAUACAAUUGUAAUUAUUCAUGAUUGCGAUUAGGUUCUUCUUUUAGUCGUAAAUCAUGGUGAUCUUACCAUCUUUACAAGUUAUGAGGACACUAUAGGAUUAAAUUUUUGUGGCCGUCUAACUGAAAGAUGCUUUUUGUGAGUUGUGUUGCGGGAGUAUUAAGGACCAA